CUGAAGAUACAUUACAGUGUCUGUUCUGGUCGUGACCAUUUAAUUCGACACAACACGUUUAUCCAACCAGACUUAAUCAACUCUCGCCGUCCUCUUCUACUGAGGGCUGUUCAAAGAAACUAAAUCGACGCCCCUUUCUGCCCUGCUUAAGUCUGCGACCAUUGUAAUAUACCAACGAAGGACCCGGUUCCAAGGCAUGAGUGCAUUCGAAGAACUAGGCGCAGGGCUUGGAUCCUUGUCUCUAGGAAAUCUUCAUGGAAGUGCAGGCCCUCAUGAAAACGAAGAUGAUCUUAUGGAUAUUGACAGUUUAGAGUCAUAUGACAUGGCAUUCAGCCCCCAAAUCCAUGAUACCAGAAAUGACGAACUGGCUGGAAGAGGCGUGGACACCGAGGGAGAAAUUCUUGAGGCCGAGGAGGAUUCUGAAUAUGUCGAUGAGGACCUGCUGAUUCUCCAUACCCUUAGCCCGACAGUUUUGGGGGCAAAAUAUGCCCUAAAGCCACGGAGGCUUCUCAUGCCACCCCCACCAAAAAUCGAACGUGAAGCGCCCGGAUACCAAAGUUCCGCUCCGAGUGGCUCGGACGGCCUUGAAUACGACUACGAGUUUGACACAAGUAUGCUGACCAGUGUGGGCAGAAUCGGGGACGCGUCGGGGACGCGCCAACGCCAUGUUGAGGGGUUGAAUGGCUUGGGCCACACUCAUCCAUUCAUGCGUGAUCGGGAGUCUCUGAGGUGUUCUGUGUUAGAGCCCCCAGUGCCAGCACUAGAAAGUUUGACAGGCAGGUCCUUGCAAUACGAGUCUAAGUUGAAUCCAAUCCAAAUUCACCACCAUCACUACUAUCCACAGGAGACAGAUCCACUCGACACGCAGAAUACGCAUAAUACGCAUAAUACGCAGCAGCUACUGUUGCCCAAUGCAGGCAUCUCUUCCCAGAUGCUCCCAUCGCCAUGGGACCCGCGGGCAGUGCCAGCAGAACGCACGCCCUACGUGUUGUCAUCCUAUCUACAGCUACUCAUAAACGUGGUACUUUCGGGGUACGCGGUGCACAUAGUGAUUGCUAUUAUACAAGCAAUCAGGCAGGACGUUGCACACAAAAUCAACCAGGAGGCCAACAAUCUCUUGGUUGAGAUGGCACUGUGCGAGCGGUCUUAUCACGAGAAUUAUUGCUCGCCCGAUACGAUCGUCCCUGCGCUCGAGAAAAUGUGUGCGUAUUGGGAAAAAUGCAUGAAUCAAGAUCCUUUCCAGAUCGGGAACCGAUCUCUGGUGAGCGCACACACGAUAGGAAUGAUUUUGAAUUCCCUAAUUGAGCCCUUGAGCUUUAAGUUUUUGGUCGUGGGUGCAGUCGUGAUCAUGAUGGUCUUUGCUUGUAAUUUCGCCUUCGGUUACAUUCGAGCCAAGACGUACUACGGGUGGACCUCGGCAGCGCGUCGCAUUUAA
Messenger RNA from Metschnikowia bicuspidata var. bicuspidata NRRL YB-4993, 1435 nucleotides. RefSeq lists its product as uncharacterized. Gene Ontology annotation, cellular component: nuclear membrane; nuclear envelope. The record is from RefSeq and is a predicted model, not a curated record. Bases 197 to 1435 code for a protein of 412 amino acids. Gene Ontology annotation, biological process: nuclear envelope organization; lipid homeostasis. Lineage: Eukaryota; Fungi; Ascomycota; Pichiomycetes; Serinales; Metschnikowiaceae. The transcript is spliced from 2 exons.